Tinamus guttatus (white-throated tinamou) is the source of this 2154-nucleotide messenger RNA. The record is from RefSeq and is a predicted model, not a curated record. Lineage: Eukaryota; Metazoa; Chordata; Aves; Tinamiformes; Tinamidae.
AUGGCGCGUUGCAGGGGCUGGUCUCAAAGGCAGCCAGCGAGUGCAGGCAGCAGGAGCGACCCCGGGGGCUCCCCGUCCUCCCGGAUUGUGGAGGAGGCCACUGACACCUCGGCGCGGCCCGGAAGAAGAGCUCGGCCCAUGGCCAGGCCGCGGGCAGGUGCUGUCACCGCGCUGGUCACCACGCUCUUUGUCUCGCCGCCGCGCGAGACGGGCGGCCGGGACGACGUCACCUACAACAUCGUGUGCAAGAAGUGCCGCUCCGACCGGCGCGCCUGCUCCCGCUGCGACGACAACGUGGACUUCGUGCCGCGGCAGCUGGGCCUCACGGAGACGCGCGUGUCCAUCAGCAGCCUCUGGGGGCACACGCCGUACACCUUCGAGAUCCAGGCCGUGAACGGCGUCUCCAGCAAGAGCCCCUUCCCGCCGCAGCACGUCUCCGUGAACAUCACCACCAACCAGGCCGCGCCUUCCACUGUGCCCAUCGUGCACCAGGUGAGUGCCACCAUGCGGAGCAUCACGCUGUCGUGGCCGCAGCCCGAGCAGCCCAACGGCAUCAUCCUGGACUACGAGCUGCGCUACUACGAGAAGGUGAGCCGCAUCUGCACGCCCGACCUCGGCGGCGCCGUGGGCUCCCGACCCGCUACGGAGCACAACGAGUACAACUCGUCCGUGGCGCGGAGCCAGACCAACACGGCGCGCAUCGAGGGCCUGCGGCCCGGCAUGGUCUACGUGGUGCAGGUGCGCGCGCGCACCGUGGCCGGCUACGGCAAGUACAGCGGCAAGAUGUGCUUCCAGACGCUGAGCGACGAUGACUACAAGUCGGAGCUGCCGAGCUCUGCCGGCCCUGGGCUGGGACGAGCUGCCGCGACACUCAGACGAGGCCCUUUCUCCCCGUUGCCCCCCAGGAAACGUGCGUACAGCAAGGAGGCGGUUUACAGCGACAAGCUGCAGCACUACAGCACGGGCCGAGGCUCCCCGGGGAUGAAGAUCUACAUUGACCCCUUCACUUACGAGGACCCCAACGAGGCCGUCCGCGAGUUUGCCAAGGAGAUUGACGUGUCCUUCGUGAAGAUCGAAGAAGUCAUUGGAGCAGGGGAGUUCGGAGAAGUCUAUAAAGGGCGGCUGAAGCUGCCCGGCAAGCGGGAGAUCUACGUGGCCAUCAAGACGUUGAAGGCAGGUUACUCGGAGAAGCAGCGGAGGGAUUUCCUGAGCGAGGCCAGCAUCAUGGGGCAGUUCGACCACCCGAACAUCAUUCGGCUGGAGGGGGUGGUGACCAAGAGCCGGCCCGUCAUGAUCAUCACGGAGUUCAUGGAAAACGGGGCCCUGGACUCCUUCCUGCGGCAAAACGAUGGGCAGUUCACGGUGAUCCAGCUGGUGGGGAUGCUCAGGGGAAUUGCUGCUGGGAUGAAGUACCUGGCGGAGAUGAACUACGUUCACCGUGACCUGGCGGCCAGGAACAUCCUGGUUAACAGCAACCUGGUGUGCAAAGUGUCAGACUUCGGCCUCUCGCGCUACCUGCAAGACGACACGUCCGACCCCACCUACACCAGCUCGUUGGGUGGCAAGAUCCCCGUGAGGUGGACAGCGCCGGAGGCCAUCGCGUACCGCAAGUUCACCUCGGCCAGCGACGUCUGGAGCUACGGCAUCGUCAUGUGGGAGGUGAUGUCCUUCGGCGAGAGGCCCUACUGGGACAUGUCCAACCAAGACGUGAGUCGCUGACGGGGGGCAAGGCCGGAGGCCUCCUGGCCGGCCGCCCUGCCCCAGCUCAUGCUGGACUGCUGGCAGAAAGACCGCAACACCCGGCCUCGCUUCGCCGAGAUCGUCAACACCCUCGACAAGAUGAUCCGCAACCCGGCGAGCCUCAAAACUGUGGCCACCAUCACCGCUGUGCCUUCUCAGCCACUCUUGGACCGCUCCAUCCCCGAUUUCACUGCCUUUACCUCAGUCGAAGAUUGGCUAAGCGCCGUUAAAAUGAGCCAGUACAGAGAUAACUUCUUGACGGCCGGUUUCACCUCCCUGCAGCUUGUUGCCCAGAUGACAUCAGAAGAUCUCCUGAGAAUAGGGGUAACUUUAGCUGGCCACCAGAAGAAGAUUCUGAACAGCGUGCAGUCUAUGAGAGUGCAGAUGAGCCAGUCUCCGACCUCGAUAGCAUGA